AUGUUUACCAAUACUUCUAAGUCAUCGAAUUCGAAUCUAAUUUUAGAGAUUCAAAAUCCAAAUCAGGAAUAUCAACCUGAUAACGACGAGAUGGUUAACGUUAAUGAACUGAAUGCAGAGCAACGUCAAGAACUUGCUCAACUUCGUCAAGAACUCAUCGCAGCUCGCGUACAAGCUGCUACACUCGAGGAAAGACUCAUUCAUAAAGAUAUCCAAAUCCAGGCUCGAGAUGCUCAAAUCCAGGCACGAGAUGCUCAAAUCCAGGCACGAGAUGCUCAAAUCCAAAAGCUCGAGAGACAUAUUCAAAGCAUGUACAUUCUAUCACCAGGAUUUGUUUUGUUCCUAUUAGCGAUUGUUUUGUUUAGGAAAAAUUAA
Botrytis fragariae is the source of this 375-nucleotide messenger RNA. RefSeq lists its product as uncharacterized. The coding region runs from base 1 to 375 and encodes 124 amino acids. The record is from RefSeq and is a predicted model, not a curated record. The transcript has a single exon. Lineage: Eukaryota; Fungi; Ascomycota; Leotiomycetes; Helotiales; Sclerotiniaceae.